Meloidogyne enterolobii is the source of this 828-nucleotide messenger RNA. NCBI's taxonomy places the organism in Eukaryota, Metazoa, Nematoda, Chromadorea, Rhabditida, Meloidogynidae. The record is from the annotation of a GenBank genome assembly.
AUGCAAAAGGCUAUAUCUGAGACUAGAGAAGAUCAAGAUAUAACUCUUCAAUUUUAUCGUGUAACUGUUUUGCUUGAACCUAUAACUGAAUCUUCUUGGUAUGAAAUGAAGCGUGAGCAACAAAAUCUUCCCGCAUUUUCUGAUGCAAAUAAAUUGGCUUGUUCUUUUUGUUUGGAUGAAUUGUCUCCUUCAAUAACUUAUGCUAAAUGUUUGGAUUGUGAACAGUGUGAAGUGCUCAUCUGUAUUGAGUGUCUUCGUAUGGGUAUGGAAUCACACCCUCACACUCGAUCUCAUCGUUACACUUUUUGUGAUGCAAUUGGACCCCCCACAUUUUUUGAAAAUGAUACUCAAACUCCUUGGGGAGCACAAGAAGAUUUACAACUUUUAAAUGCUCUCUUACACUCCCAUUUAAAUCAAUGGCCUGAAUUAAGCAAAGAUUGGGGAAGAAAGAAGACAUUAACAGAUGCUUUGGAACGUUUGGAUAAAUGUUUUAUACGCGGUCCGAUAGGCCAAUAUGUUUUGAAAAAUUAUUCUCGUGGUUAUGUCAAGGAUUGGUCUGAGAACGAUGAGCAAAACACAGAUUCCGAUCAUUUGGUUACUUGUAGUGAUAUUACUCUCCCUUCUACAUCCACUAGUACUAAUGUUAUGAAAAAUAAUUUGGAAUGUGAUGGGAAUACGAGGAAUGGAAAAAUGGAUAUUUCUUCUCGUAAAAUUGAAGAAAAAUUAAAUCCGAUAGCGUCAAGUUCAAAUUUAAUAAAUUCUUCUCCUCUUAGCACGAAGAGAAAUUAUUUUGAUGAAGAGGCUUUUUUAAUUUUUUUUUGUGUUUAA